Messenger RNA from Galeopterus variegatus (Sunda flying lemur), 701 nucleotides. RefSeq names its product S-adenosylmethionine mitochondrial carrier protein. The transcript is spliced from 6 exons. Gene Ontology annotation, cellular component: mitochondrial inner membrane. NCBI's taxonomy places the organism in Eukaryota, Metazoa, Chordata, Mammalia, Dermoptera, Cynocephalidae. The record is from RefSeq and is a predicted model, not a curated record. Gene Ontology annotation, molecular function: S-adenosyl-L-methionine transmembrane transporter activity. The annotation marks the transcript as partial.
GCCCUCUGGUCCUGGCGGCAGGAUCAUGUGGUGGAUUCUUGGCAGUCAGCAGUCUGUGGAGCUUUUGCAGGUGGGUUUGCAGCUGCAGUUACCACACCUCUGGAUGUGGCAAAAACAAGAAUUAUGUUGGCAAAGGCUGGUUCCAGCACUGCGAGUGGGAACGUGUUCUCUGCCCUGCACGAGGUCUGGCGGUCACAGGGGCUGGCAGGAUUAUUUGCAGGUGUCUUCCCUCGAAUGGCAGCAAUCAGUCUGGGAGGUUUCAUCUUUCUAGGUGCUUAUGACCAGACGCGCGGCUUGCUAUUGGAAGUUGGCAGAAAGAGUCCGUGAUGCAGAGGCAGCCUCCCAUCUACGGCUCUCAAGAAAGGGGACUGCUCGAGAACCCUCCCUUCUGAAACAACUUACACCUAAAAAGGAAGAGUGUCUCACUGCAACGGUGAAUGACCUCUGCCCCUCUGAGCGCUACAAGAAAGUCUGCUGCGUGAGCAUCCACACAUGGGCAACGCUGAUAUGAAGUUACUUCCGAUGCAAAUGAAGUCUGUCUGUGAUGUAAAGCAGCCUAGGGGUCUGUCCUAGAAGUGCAAUACAAAUCCAAGGACUUCCCCUCCUUCCCAACACACCCAAAACUCCAGCCAUGUAGUAAGGCACCAAAACUAUUUCCCACCCCCCUCCAAAAUUAAACAGCAACCUGAUAUGAAAAAUAA